CAAGUCCCACAUAUCCCUAGAGGAUAAGAUGCCAUGGAGGCCACAGGAGGAACGGCGCUUUGUGUCUGCUCAUUUCUGUUCAUCCUAACAGAGGUCAGCUCGGAGUUUAUCCACAUCCCCUCAUUAGUCCACCAUGGUACUGAAGGGAAGCCCCUGCUCCUGCCUGUUGAGACUCACUUCCAGUUGGACGAGGUGGAGAUCCAGGGAACAUGGUCCCACACUACGACAAGUGGCACCAGGACCACGUUGGUGACGUUCACCAAAAAUGCCACAAUCACUGACAUGAUGUAUCGCAACCAUAUCCUCUUCAGAGAACCCAAUGUUUCUUUGUUAAUUCGGAAAUUAAACCAGGACGAUGAGGGGGAUUAUCACCUAAACCUCAACAUCCAGUUUCAUAACAAUAAAGGACUGGUUGUCAAAGAGGAGAAAACAGUGCGUGUGAUUGUGGAUGUCCCAGUGUCCAUUCCAGUCAUUGAGAAGUACCCAUCGUAUGCAGUUGUUGAGGACAAAGCGAACGUUACCUGGACUUGUUCUGUUGAGAGAGGAACAAGAGUUGUGUUUCAGUGGUUGAGGGACAAUGUCCCUCUGGGUCCCGGUGACAGAUACCACUUCUCCCACGACAACUCUACGCUGUUUAUCAAUCCUGUGAGAAAAGAGGACAAGGGAACUUAUCGGUGUAUUGCCAGCAACCCAAUCAGCAAGGGUCGGCAGAGCAGGAACAUGGAACUCAAUGUCUACUAUGGCCCCUACAACCUGGAGGUGAACUCGGGCCAGGGCCUGCGGACAGGGGAGGUGUUCACCAUCAACCCUGGAGAACUGGUCUUCUUCGAAUGCCAGGCUGAUUCCAACCCACCCAACAGCUACGUCUGGAUCUCCAAGAGCCGCAACACGACCCAGAUCAUCACAGAGGGCCCGCGGCUAGAGGUGCGCUCCUACAGACUGGCCCAGGCUGAGGAGUACAUGUGCCGCGCUUUCAACAACGCGACGCAGAAGCAGGAUGAGGCCGAGUUCACUCUGGUGGUGGCCAGCUUAGGAACAGGGAAAGAGAAGCACACCCAGGAGGGCGGCUCUGUAACCCCGCUGGCAGCCAUUACUGUCUGCUCUCUGUUCAUCAUCAGCUGUAUGCUGCUAUUCUUCCUCAAGAGAACCUGUCAUCCUAAGAGAGUGCUUAUGAACAUUUACAACAGGCCGCUUGCAGAGCAGAAACGACCACAUCGCUCAGGUCAUGAGGAUGCAUCAGAAGACUUUGGCAUCUACGAGUUUGUCUCCAUACCUGGGAAAAUGGAAUCUGCACAGGCAUCGUGCAGAUCUCUGGCUCGCUUCGAGUCGGUUCAGGAUAUGCACACCACCAUCUAUGAUGUGAUCAGACACGUACCUGAAACCCCCAGCCACAGUUUGCUCAAGUAACUUUGACCUCGAGGUUUGAGAUGUAACUUGCAGCUGUUUCACUUGAAGACUCUUGUGUAGCUUUAUUCUCUUCAGUCUCUGUUGUCAAAGCCCGAAGCUGACUUUUUUUUUUGCACAAGGGAUGGCAGAGACGUGUGUGAGCACACAACCUGGUCAUGCACUGUUAUUGUCCAGAGUUUAGGACAGAUGUUUUUGAAAUUAAGGUUUAUGUAUGGCUUGACAUUUGUAUGUGAAGGUCUAACUGAAGUUGAAACUGUGUUGUUUUUUUUGUUCUGUUCAAAAAUGAAGAUCAGUUGGAUGAUAUGAAACCACACAAAACAGUAACAGCUUUUCUUACAUUUAUUUGAAGAUCUUUUUGUCUUAAAGCAUAUCUACAAGUUACCUGCAAGACAAAUUACCAUUCCUACAUCUUAAUUACUAUUUUUAAAAAGCUGAAUUUAAAUAUUAAGGCUUUAGUUGCCAUCUCAGCGUAGAUGGAUUUGUAUAAUAUCAUUGGAAUUUGAGAUCCCUCCCCCAAAAGAGCCUGUUUUGUGAGCAGACAAGUGUUAUGAUGCAUUAUCCUUUAUGAAAUAUACUGUGUUUAGUUUAAAGUUUUGAUGAGCAUCAAGUGUAAAUAUUAUACAUGGAUUAUACUUCAGAUUCUUUAUACAUAUUAUUCUAUUUCUAUGUUUCACUCAAAUCUAUUUAUUCCUAUACAAACACUUAACCCUGUUUCCAGAAAUGUAGCAUUUUUUCUGCUCAACAUGGAUAUAAUGAAAUGCUGAAACAAAGAAGAUGAUUAAUGAUUCUUAAAUUAUUGUACAGUUUGC
Molecule: messenger RNA, 2216 nt
Organism: Thunnus maccoyii (southern bluefin tuna)
Lineage: Eukaryota; Metazoa; Chordata; Actinopteri; Scombriformes; Scombridae
Gene: hepacam2
Product: HEPACAM family member 2
Exons: 9
Coding region: 34-1407 (457 amino acids)
Source: RefSeq, a predicted model, not a curated record